Messenger RNA from Adineta steineri, 2355 nucleotides. The record is from the annotation of a GenBank genome assembly. Lineage: Eukaryota; Metazoa; Rotifera; Eurotatoria; Adinetida; Adinetidae.
AUGUCCAACAAAAAUACAAAAAUGUCACUUUCCAAAGCAACAAAUGUUGCGGAAGAAAUCAACAAUAUCGAUACAACAGAAAAGAAAGCUAAUGACAAAAUAUCUUCGAAAAAGAAAAAUGUCCCUAAUUUUAAAAUAUUAAAUUUGAUAAAAGAACAGCAACAAGCUCAAAGAGAUGCUGAAUUAAAAGCAGAUGAAGAAGCAAAAGAAAAUCAACGCUUACAAGAAGAAUAUGAACGUAAAAAACAAGAAGAAUUACUUUUACUCGAAAAAAAACGUGAAAAAAAGAGAGAAGCAAAGAAAAAACGUAUUCAACGACAAAAACAAGAAGGUUUAUAUUUAACGAAAGAACAACGAGAAAAACAUCAUCGUGCACAAAUUCAAUUUGAAUCACUCGGUAUUCAUGUUCCACCACGCACUAAUGUUCAACAAUCAGGUAUUCAAAAAAGAAUACUCUACAAUGAUUUUCAAAAAACAAAUUCAACAUGUAUAACUACACCAUCAACUGAAGAUGAAAAUUCGGAAGAAGAAAAUAUCUGUAAUGAAGAUUUAGUUCAAACUAAAGAUACACUUCGAGCACCAGUCAUAUGUGUUUUGGGUCAUGUUGAUGCUGGUAAAACAACAAUAUUAGAUAAUUUACGUCGAACACAUGUUCAAGAUAAUGAAGCUGGAGGAAUAACUCAACAAAUGGGUGCAACAAAUGUUCCAUUAGAUACUAUUGUUGAACGUACGAAAAUGUCUCGAAAACUAAUAUCACGACAAGGUGAUUUUAUGAUACCAGGUCUUUUGAUUAUUGAUACUCCUGGCCAUGCAAUAUUUCAAAAUUUACGAUCACGUGGUUCAUCUCUUUGUGAUUUGGCUAUUCUGGUUGUUGAUAUCAUGAAUGGAUUACAAGCACAAACAAUUGAAUCAAUUCGUUUAUUAAUUGAUAGACAAACACCAUUUAUUAUUGCUUUAAAUAAGAUUGAUUUAUUAUAUGGGUGGAAAAGUAAUAAAGAAAAAGAUGUUGAAUCUGUACUUGAAGAACAAGAUUCAUUUACGCAAGAUCAUUUUGAAAAACGUUAUGAUGAGAUUAUUGUUCAAUUUGCUAAACAAGGCCUUAAUGUUGCACUUUAUUAUAAAAAUCCUAAUCCAAAUGAAUAUUAUUCUAUGGUACCAACAUCAGCACGUUCUGGUGAUGGAAUGGGUUCAUUAAUUGCUAUGAUUAUUGAAACAUCUCAAACAAAUUUAGCAAAACAUCUAUCAUACACUAAUGAAUUACAAGCAACUGUUAUGGAGGUAAAAGCAAUUCAUGGUCUUGGAACAACAAUCGAUGUUGCUCUUAUUAAUGGAUGUUUAUCUGUUGGUGAUAAAAUUAUUGUUGGUGGUCAAGAAGGUCCUAUUGUUACACAAAUACGACGACUACUUAUUCCUGAAUCAAAUCAGGAACUUCGUGAUACAAAUCAAUAUGAAAAUAAAGAUAAAGUUAUGGGUACAUGUGUUGUUAAAAUUGCUGCUAAAGAUUUAGAAAAAUCAUUAGCUGGUUUACCAUUAUUUAUUGCACGAACACAUGAUGAAAUUGAUUAUUUUAAAAAUGAAAUUGAAUUAAUAUUAACAACAGUACUUAAUUCUUUCAAAUUAAAAGAAAGCGGAGUUUAUAUUCAAGCAUCAACAUUAGGUUCAUUAGAAGCUUUUCUUGAACUUUUAAAAAUACAAAAGAUUCCAUGUUCAGGUGUUAAUAUUGGACCUGUCCAUCGAAAGGAUGUACUUCGUGCAUCAACUCAACUUGAAAAUGAUAUAAAAUGGGCUACUAUCUUGGCAUUUGAUGUUAAAAUUGAAAGAGAUGCACAAGAUUAUGCUAAGACAAUGGGUGUAAAAAUCUUUCAAAAUGAUGAAAUCUAUAAUUUAUGUUCAAUGUUUGUUGCAUAUCAAAAUCAAUUAAUAAAGGAAAAUCAAGACAAAUAUCGUCAUCUUGCAGUAUUUCCAUGCAAAUUAAAAAUUCUACCACAAAAUAUAUUUAAUUCACGUGAUCCAAUUAUUUGUGGUGUUCGUAUUGAAGAUGGUUUCAUCAAAAUAGGUACACCGAUAUGUGUUCCAUCCAAAGAUGGUAUUGAUCUUGGACGAAUUGCAAGUAUAGAAAUGAAUCACAAAUCAUUGGAUAUAGCACGAAAAGGUUCAGAAGUAUGUAUUAAAAUUGUAUCAACAACAAAUGACACAGCAAAAAUGUACGGUCGACAUUUCGAUAAAGAUGAUAUUUUAAUGAGCAAGAUAUCUCGAGAAUCAAUUGAUAUCAUCAAGGCUUAUUUUCGUGAUGAACUGCAAGAAUCAGAUUGGAGAUUAAUAAUUGAACUAAAGAAAAUAUUUAAUAUUGUUUAA